ACAUUAAUUCUAACCUAACUUUUAUUUACACGAUUCUAACCUCAACAUUGUCUUGUAGAUUGUUAUUAUUUUAUAAUUUCCUCGUUCAUGUGCUUUUAAUUUUACGGAUAAAUUGCUAAUAAAUCAAAAUCACAAAUGGAGAACAACCCAGAAAACAAUAUAAACUUCAUACCGUGCCUCAAGUGGGUAAAACGUGGGGUGGCAAGUACAAAUCCUGUUAAUGUUCAGUUAUCCAAGAAAGAGCUGGUGGACUUAAUUAAUGAUGCCAAAACUAAACUUAGUAUAGCAACUGCACAGGAGGAGGCUUCAGGAGAUGCCCCCAUGGAGGGCGAAGCUUCAGAAAGAGACGAGUUUAAUUUGGAAAAUUACGACAAUGAUGACGAAAACCAAGCUGCUCAGGCCCUAGGCAUCCAAUCCUUGGCAGAGCUGCCCGCCGAGGCAGAAGAACAUUUUUCUGAGUCAGAUGAUUCGGAAAAAGAAGAUGACUUGAUUAAACCAACUGAUAAUUUAAUUUUAGUGGGGCACAUUGAAGGGGACGCAAGUGUAUUGGAAGUGCAUGUUUAUAAUGAGGAAGAGGAGUCAUUUUAUGUGCACCAUGAUUUUCUGUUGCCAGCAUUUCCUUUGUGUAUUGAAUGGCUGGAUUACGAACCGAACCAGCCUAAAGGGAAUUAUUGUGCCAUAGGCUCGAUGUCUCCCAUUAUCGAUGUAUGGGACUUAGACAUAAUGAAUUGCAUAGAACCGGCCUUUACUUUAGGUAAAAGUGCUAGUGCCAAGAAGAAGAGGGAGGCUAUCGGGCAUUCUGAUGCAGUACUAGCUCUUGCCUGGAAUAAGAAUUUUGAUCAUGUGAUGGCCAGUGGCUCAGCCGAUCAGUCCAUCAUCUUAUGGAAUAUGGAAACUCAGACUCCGAGCACCACUAUAAAUGUGUUUGAGGAAAAAGUGCAAUGUCUCGAGUGGCACAGGUUUGAAGGGCAAACUUUGUUAGCGGGGGGUUGCGAUAAAACCGCUCGUAUUUUCGACUGUAGAAACCCGGAAAACCACCAAAGGUGGACGUUAGAGGGUGAAGCGGAGAGGGUGGUGUGGCACCCUCUACAGCCCUUCCUGUUUUUCGCCGGCACCAGUACCGGAUCCGUAGAGUGUUUCGAUUGUAGACAAGGGAAAUUAUGGUCGUUCCAAGCGCAUGAAAAAGAGGUUACCGGACUCGCCCCUAGUGGACAAUGCGCGGGUUUACUAGUGACCGCCUCCCCCGACGAAACCGUUAAAAUAUGGGACUGUAUUGACCAAAAGGAGCCAAGGUUAGUGGCCGAACGUGAAUUCAAAAUGGGUAAUAUUCACUGUUUAGAAUUGUGCCCCGAUUCGCCCUUCGUUAUCGCCCUCGGGGGCGAUAAGAAGUCCAAUAAUUUCACGGCCUUUGACUUGCAAAACAUCGAUCCAGUGAAACAUACGUUUAGCUCGAGGGAACUCAUUCAGCUUGUGGAAGAAGAAAAGCCUAAUACUAGUAAUGAAGCAAACACGUGAUUGGAUAUGAAUAAACAAAUUAUUUUAUUAUAUAAA
Anthonomus grandis grandis is the source of this 1551-nucleotide messenger RNA. It is a transcript of the gene nclb, whose product is annotated as periodic tryptophan protein 1 homolog. Gene Ontology annotation, biological process: rRNA processing. Gene Ontology annotation, cellular component: nucleus. The transcript has 11 exons. The record is from RefSeq and is a predicted model, not a curated record. NCBI's taxonomy places the organism in Eukaryota, Metazoa, Arthropoda, Insecta, Coleoptera, Curculionidae. Bases 136 to 1515 code for a protein of 459 amino acids. Gene Ontology annotation, molecular function: protein binding.